This is a messenger RNA of Heterostelium album PN500, 2004 nucleotides long. RefSeq names its product ubiquitin domain-containing protein (gene sf3a1). Gene Ontology annotation, molecular function: protein binding; RNA binding. Bases 1 to 2004 code for a protein of 667 amino acids. NCBI's taxonomy places the organism in Eukaryota, Evosea, Eumycetozoa, Acytosteliales, Acytosteliaceae. Gene Ontology annotation, biological process: regulation of alternative mRNA splicing, via spliceosome; mRNA cis splicing, via spliceosome. The record is from RefSeq and is a predicted model, not a curated record. Gene Ontology annotation, cellular component: catalytic step 2 spliceosome; U2-type prespliceosome; U2 snRNP. The transcript is spliced from 4 exons.
AUGGCUGCAGAUAAUCAACCUCCACCUGAAAUCUCAACAAUUAUAGAGAAAACAGCAGAGUUUGUUGCUAAACAUGGUGAGAACUUUGCAGAGAAAGUAAAGGCAAGAGAGAAAAAUAAUCCCAAGUUUAAUUUCUUACAUGAUGGCGAUAUUUAUAAUAGAUACUUUUUGAAUAAAGUAGAGGCACAUCGACAAAAGAUACAAUCAGCAAAGCCUGCUACACCUGCUGCACCCACUACAUCUUCACCACCAACCGAUACCACUGCUACAUCUACAACACCGACUACUGCAACUGCAACACCUUCAGCACCUUCGACAACCACAACUUCACCGACAACAACAACAACAACACCACCUGCACCAACAGUUACAACACCUGCACCACCUGCAGAACCAGAGCAACCACAACGUGUCAUCACCGAACCAACUCCAUUACUAUAUAUUCUUGAAGUACCAGACGAUAUGAAUUCAUUAGAUUAUGAUACAAUUAGGUUGACUGCACAAUUUGUUGCGAUGAAUGGUGAACAAUUUCAAAGUGGUUUGGCAUUGAGAGAGUCAAAGAAUGCACAGUUUGAAUUUUUGAAACCAACACACCAUUGGCAUGAAUGGUUUAGAGCAUUGGUGGAAUCUUAUGCAGCUAUUAUUUAUCCUCCAAAGAAUAUCAAGGAGAUGCUGGCGACAGAGGAUUUCACUGAUAAGAAUACUAUAUUGGACAGAUCGAUCAAUCGAUUCGAAUGGAACAAACAGGAACAGAUUGCAAAGAAGAAGGCAGAGGAGGAAGCCGAUCAAGAGAGAGCGAUGUUUGCUGCUAUCGAUUGGCAUGAUUUCGUGGUCGUUGACACCAUCGACUUUACUGGUGACGACCUCGAGUCAUUGCCACCACCAAAGACAUUCGAACAGUUGAUAAAGCAUCAAUUCGACGAAGAUGCAGAUCGCGAAGAGGAAAUGGAUGUCGAGAUGGACACUGAGAUGGAUAUGGACGAUGGCGAUAGCGCGUCAACCACCGCCACCUCUGAGAAGACCGAAUCGAAGCUGAAAAUCGUCAAAGACUAUCAAAAGACAAACAAACCUGUUGCUUCGACACAAAAGAAGAUCACUCAGGCAUGUCCCAUUUGUAAACAAGAGAUUCCACUCGAUGAAAUGCAAGAGCACAUGAGAAUAGAGCUGAUGAUGAGAAACAACGCAAAGAAAGACAACAGUAGCAACAACUUUGGUGGCGCCACACUCAAUUACGAUACCGAUAUCGCCAAGAAUCUCCAGUCGUUUGCCAACAGUCGUACCGAUAUCUUUGGUGAUGACGACGAUGUAGAACAAGCCAGAAAGAAGGCCGCUGAAGAACCAGCGGUUGAAAAGGUUAUAUGGGAUGGUCACACUGGAAGCAUUCCAAGAACACAGAAUGCAGCGUAUGCAGCACAACAAGAGAAACAACAAUCACAUCAUCAGAAACAACAACAGCAACAACAACAACAAGGAAUGUCAAUGCAAGAUAUGUAUAUGCAACAACAAGCUGCUGCGGCAGCUGGUAUGAUGCCACAGAACUAUAUGAUGAUGGGAAUGAUGCCAUUCCCACCAGGAGUUCCAUUCAUGCCUGGUAUGAUGCCACCACCAAUGAACAUGAUGAAUCCAAAUGCAGCUACACCCAUUACAAAUACAACAUCAACCAUCGCAAUAGACGAACCAACUUCAAAGAAACAGAAAACAGAAGAUCUACUUAUUCCAGAGGAUGAAUACAUCAGAGACAAUCCAGGACCUGUACAAAUUACAAUUGAAGCGACCAACGAAGGAAAUGCACAAACAUUCUCAAUUACUUUUAAUCCAAGGGAUACCAUUACUAUACUCAAAGAAAAGAUUAAAGAUUUGAUUGGAAUUGCUCCAAAUAAACAAAAACUCAAAGCUCCAGGUUUAUCGAUUUUGAAGGAUCAACACACUAUUGGAUUUUACAAUUUGAAACCUGGAACCGUUAUUACUGCUGGUUUGAAAGAAAGAGGUGGUAGAAAGAAAUAA